This is a messenger RNA of Guillardia theta CCMP2712, 771 nucleotides long. RefSeq lists its product as hypothetical. The record is from RefSeq and is a predicted model, not a curated record. Lineage: Eukaryota; Cryptophyceae; Pyrenomonadales; Geminigeraceae. The transcript has a single exon. The coding region runs from base 1 to 771 and encodes 256 amino acids.
AUGACAUCAGGUUUAGAAGCUCAUCGACGUAGUCCCAGGACACAACCAAUUCAAAUCCCGGAUCAUGGAAUCUCUCUCAAGCCCAACCAGAACAAGGGCAUGCUGGACACGGACUUCCUGAGAGAGCAGCUCGGAAGAGUAGGCAGCAUCGGUGACUUGGACUUCAUGCGGAUCCCUUCUGAUUUCGGCAACACUGCGAAUGAUCGCUCAGCAUUGAGAAUGAAUUCUCUGAGAGACGAGAUUGAGAACUCUUUCCUCAGCUACAGCUCUCCCAACUCCUCUCCCCGGAGAUCCAGAGAUGCUGCUCAGCAGAGCGUUGAUCCAAACGAAGAUGUUAUCUCCGGAAAGCUGGAGCUUCGUGAGGCAGCGAACGCUGCUUCAGGAAUGAGGGUCUUCUGCUCUAUCUCCAACAAGGGGCUCUUGCGAAUCUUCGAGGGGAAGAGGAGGACUGUGAUCGCCGAGCUACGACUGGUCGAGACGGUCGUGGGCUACAGGAGGAGCGACACCAGGGGCUUCAUCCUGACCAGCAACAAGCGGUUCCUCUUCGAUGCCUCCAAAAGCCAGGAGUGCUUGUAUAUCCACUGCGACGAAGAGGAGCAGGGGGACUGGCUGGCCGCCAUGGUAAAGCUGGGGGCAGCGUCGGUGGAGAUGGACGGGGAGGAGGAGGCGGAGGCUCCCCGGGGGCCGAGAGGAGCACGCGGGACGAGGGAGCGAGGGGAGAGCAAGUCGAUGUCGCCCGAGCCUCGAGGGUUCUUGUCGAGAUUUUUGUAG